This is a messenger RNA of Amoebophrya sp. A120, 3785 nucleotides long. Lineage: Eukaryota; Dinophyceae; Syndiniales; Amoebophryaceae. The record is from the annotation of a GenBank genome assembly.
GUCGGAGGAGAGAGAGUGCAAAUUAGGGUGCAGAGAUGUCAUCUCUGAAUGCAUGCGCGAGUGUUGAUGUUGUCUACUAUAAAUAUCAAUUUCUCCUCUCAUUGACGCUAUCGCUACACUCGCAGUACAGAGCCACUCAGCAACAUUCUUGUUGAUGAGUCUGCGACACGAAGAUUCUCUGAAAUGUAUAUCAAGCUACUUCCGCAUCCGCGACAUCACUUUUAGUCUUAAGUGCUUUUCAAACACGAACAAUUACUCAAACACUCUUCUUUCAUCGUCCGUCACACCGGAAGAUCUGACCCCACAACUCUUUUUUCUACUUCUGUUAUAUUCGUGCUCCUACUACUACGCAAGAAGAAGAACUGCCUGUCCGAGCAAGAGCUAAGAAAAAUGUCGCUACGACUAUCACACACCCCCUCUGUAGCUACGGCCGCGGCUGUGCUUCUCAGACCGGGCUCGUUCCUGUCAGCGAUUCGUUUCCUGAGCAUCUUAAGUUGGACUACCCAGCAAGAACUCUUCGUAUCUGCAUCGAGUUCUCGCACCGGAUCUUCGGCAUUUCUGGGAGUCGGCCUUGCACAGAAAACCGGCGCGGCUGCUGUCUCCUCGAGUGCUUCUCGUGGUCCGUCUGCAAUUUACGCCACUUACCCGGACGGAAUAGCGGCUCUGAAGCCCAGCGGCUUAGGCAGAGAAGAUGUUGCGUACUUCAAUGCGAUGCAGACGAGGGUCGGAAACACGAUCGAGGGCGAGGGGGUGGCCUACUUCGACUUUCUUGUUCCCGCGGGCGACAUCGGUAACGAAGAGAAGGUGUUUGCAGCUUGCUUUGGAGCAGAUGGGGAGGGAAUAAUCAACCCGCAUCACCUGAUCGCGUUCCAACAGCUGAACGCGCUUCAAAUUGCGGACAAAGAAGUCCAGUUCGCUCCCAGACUUCCGGAUGGCAGCAUUGGGGUCUGUUCGGAAAACUUCAAACUCUGCGCGUUUUAUUCCGAGGCCUCGGACCAGGUGGAGCGCGUCGUAUGCCCGGAUGAGGACGAGGAGCUUGCCGAUCCGCAAGAACAACGACGUGGCUCGCUGUGGUCUCGCUUGGCCCGGAACGUUUGCGACAGUGCUAGUGCCGGUCGGCGGCGGCGGCAGGAGCGGCUGGAGCAGUACGAGCAGGAGCAAAACCUGCAGCGACUUGAGCUGUCCGUGCGCCGGAUGCUAGAUCAGGAGCGGGGCGACACAAUGCGCAUGCGCGCAUUGGUAAAAGACACUCUGUGGCCCAAGCUGUGGAAAGUCAUUCAACAGAGCGUCAAAAACAUUGAUGAACACGAAAAGGCAAUGCGGCGCAGUGGGGGUGCGCACGCGAACGUGCUGGCAUAUUAUGACGCUGUGAGAAGUUAUCAGACGCACUGUCAUAUGAUUGUAGUCGGCGCAGCGCAGUCUUUGUCAAGAGAGCAUUGAGUCUAGCAUGGCAUUGUCCUGAUCGUAAGUUUUCUUCACGAUAGGCGAAGGAGCUCCUUUUCGUUUAGGGUGCAUUGGUAGGCUGCAUCAAUUUUGGUUCAUAGCUCUGUGCUAUAUAGUUGUGUUCUAUGUAAAUUGCAUAUUGUCAUGUGACGAAUUGCUUUUGCAUUUGCUCACAUGUUCAAAAAAAAACCUACUGCGAGUUGGAAUGCAUCAACACCAUUAGGAACAACCAUGCUGAUGAUCAUCAUAAGUGACUUCGGUCUUCUCAAUUUUGGCUGCGCUGCAGCACGCCAUUUUUUUCCCUCGGAUAACUUUCUGGAAAGCAAGGAAGGGAGCGGGGACCGCUUCAGCGUGAUUGAUCAACUGCAACUCCCUGAUGCAGCGAGACAGAUUUUGUUUGAAGACAACCACUUGGCACAGUACGUUUGGACUCCACCAUACAGGCUGGCGUACAAAAUUUUUCUGGGCCUACAGGCCGGCGAAGCGCGAUUUUGGCAGAAGGCGGAGUGGCAUCGUGACACAGACGUCUUACACGCCGGCACGCGAGCCUCCGUAGCGCUUUUUGGUCUGAGCACCACCGGAACGAAAGAUCAAAGGCAGUUCGACAACCUGUCGUCCAGCCUCAACCUUCCGCGUAGGUUCUACGCCCCAGGUCCCGGUCAGAAGGCGCAAGUUCCUCUCUCUGAAGAGGAGAUUGCUGCUCUCGAAGAGACCGCGAUCAACGCGGAAAGUGCAGAAGAAGAGCUGCUUUUCGACGGAGGCCCCUGGGGCGUGCUGCAUCGGGGACCCUACUCGCCUACACAACGCGCCUACAGCGAUGACGGGCUGCCGCGGUUGCUCUUUACGAUGGGACUUGAGGCCGUCGAGGGUUGGGACGGAUCCCAAGAAUACCAGCUGCGCACGGGGAGGGAGCAAAGGCAGACGGUGGAGGACAUAGUAUGCCUGAUACAUAUAGAUGAUUGCUCUUACUGCCCAAAUGCACCACUACCAAGAAACGAAAAUAUUCAUAGAAUUGUUGUAGAGGAUGGGUCUCGUCCAUGACCAUCUAUAAUCUCGCAUGCGAGGUAGAUUUCGAUGCGCGUUUUUCUUCUCUGAGCAUCAGCAUUAGGCUGCGAGCGAUAUUACCGGUAGCGGAUCCAGGCCAUGCCUGUUUUUCUGUACGAAAGGCUUUUUGUUGUGGAUGGAAAACAAGAAACCUGUGCAUCCUCAGAAAGAUGAAAACCCUCGGACGCGACACCAGAAGUACUACACUAUUCCGUCCAUAUUAUCGAAAAAAAAAACGCAUGUGUUGCAAGUACGUAUCAGACAUCAGUCUGAUAAUUCGGUACGUGUCCCUUCGCACGUUCUCUUUUCUUCGAUUCCUCAGGUGUUGGAUAACCGCCGCGCGAGCAGGAUGAAUCGUCGAUCUGGCCGCGGUCCUGUGUCAUCGUCCGGAGCUUCAGCAAGCGCUAUUUCACCACUGCUUCAACCCGCGCCAGGAGCCGCGGGUGUGGCGGACAUGGGUGGAUAUGAGAGCGACCAUACCGGCGCCGCGUCCGACGUCGCGGAACGUUACGGUGCAGCAGGAGCUGCGAGUUCAUCUGAAGGACGAGGAGUGGCUCCUUCCCCAAAUGAGCGCCGUCGUCGUCAUCGGCGGAAAGGCAAAGGAAGCAAAGACCGUCGGAGGACCCAGGAGCCGGGGGCGGGACGCGUCUGAGUUCUCACUCGUACGUUUUUUUGAGAACGCAUGUAGUUAUGAUUAUGUAUGAAGGUGAACUUACUAUACUAACAUCAAAAUUCGCGGCUCUCUUUGCAUAGAGAGCCUCGGGGUAACACGAAUUUCCAGUGACAAGUUGAAGCAAUUGGAUCUUCGAAAAAGUAGUUUCCUCUUAUCCACGUACUUGUUUGCGGCCAAACAAAAACGACACACUUUCCUUUUUACUGCCGCCCACACGACAUAUUUGUUCAUCAGUAGGUAGUUGGCUACUACGAUCUACUCUUUUUAUUCGUCACAUUUCAUCAUCACACGUAUGCAUGUAGGGAUCGCAACAGACAAGAUGGGCGCCCGUCGCGGCCGGGUCUCUCACGGUUUUAUAGACUGUAGGGCUGCUUAGGGUUAUUCCGAUUCUGAUUUUGUUCAUCACAUCAGCUUCAAUAAUGAGGCUCGAUCUCUACUACGUUGUUUGCCUUUCGGACUUUUACACUCUAGCACAAGAAUGGAGAACUUUACUUCAACCGAUGUUUCCGUUUCCGAAACAAUUUUGUCUGCAUUCCAGCAACGGUUGGGAUUAAAAUGUUGAAAAAAAGGCGUACCGGGACUAAAUGUUGAAAAAAAGGCGUACCGGAGGGAUAGCAACGGUUGG